AUGUAUAUGCAUUUUUUAAAAUUUUAUUCUAAACGUGUUUAUGCACUUAAAGAUGAACUUCAUCGUCUUCAAUCAAUGACACAUUUAAAAAAAGAUGAAAAGAGUUUUUAUGAAAAGAAAAACAAAAUGUUUUAUUCAAAUCUUGUUGGUCAAACUGUUCAAGUAUUAACAACAAAAACUCGUUCGAAAAAAUCAAUGUUUGCUGGGUCAAAUGGUCAUCGAUAUCAAUAUUUAUUAAAAGAUCUUGAAGAUCUUCAUUUAGAUGAACGUAUCAUACAAUUAUUAUCCAUCGGAAAUAUUAUGUUUACUAAGUCAUAUGAACCAAUAAAUUAUACUUUUAUACGACUUGCAUCAAGAAAUGGUUGA
Messenger RNA from Rotaria sordida, 366 nucleotides. The record is from the annotation of a GenBank genome assembly. NCBI's taxonomy places the organism in Eukaryota, Metazoa, Rotifera, Eurotatoria, Philodinida, Philodinidae.